GCCACAGUCCUCGAACUUGAUUCGUCUCGCCCUCGCUGCAGCGGAUCACCUGCGUGCCCCACCAUGUCAGGCGCGGCCGUGGACACCAGCUCCGAGAUCACCACCAAGGACUUGAAGGAGAAGAAGGAAGUUGUGGAGGAGGCUGAGAAUGGAAGAGACGCACCUGCCAAUGGCAAUGCUAAUGAGGAAAAUGGGGAACAGGAAGCCGACAAUGAGGUAGAUGAAGAAGAGGAAGGUGGGGAGGAAGAGGAGGAGGAGGAAGAAGGUGACGGUGAGGAAGAGGAUGGAGAUGAAGAUGAGGAAGCUGAGGCUCCUACGGGCAAGCGGGUAGCUGAAGACGAUGAGGAUGAUGAUGUUGACACCAAGAAGCAGAAGACUGACGAGGAUGACUAGACAGCAAAGGAAAAGCUAAACUAAGGCCGCCGUGACCUGUUCAACCCUCCACUUCCCGUCUCAGAAUUUAAACGUGGUCACCUUCGAGUAGAG
This is a messenger RNA of Chionomys nivalis (European snow vole), 486 nucleotides long. Its product is annotated as prothymosin alpha-like. The record is from RefSeq and is a predicted model, not a curated record. Lineage: Eukaryota; Metazoa; Chordata; Mammalia; Rodentia; Cricetidae. Gene Ontology annotation, molecular function: histone binding. The transcript has a single exon. Bases 64 to 393 code for a protein of 109 amino acids. Gene Ontology annotation, biological process: negative regulation of apoptotic process; positive regulation of transcription by RNA polymerase II. Gene Ontology annotation, cellular component: nucleus.